GCGAAGACACCGGACAUGACAUAGAUCUCACAGAGUUGUGAGACUGCCGACAAGCUAGCUGAGCUCUUGCGUGAGCAUAACGACUGGGGAUAGUCGGUACAAGGGUCAGUCAGUGUCCAGACGGACUGUAUACUGAUCCUCGCACAGCUGCACAGAUGUGGUUGAUCGUGCUGGCUGCGCUGCUUCCGGCAGUGCGCUCUGCGUACGAGUUGGACCCGCAGAAGCUUCAAGGCCUGGCAAAGGCUAAAGUAGAGACAUGCGGAGGAUGACAGCUGAAUCGACUGAGGGAGGUCAAGGCCUUUGUGACCCAAGACAUCCCUCUUUAUCAUAACCUGGUUAUGAAGCACAUCCCUGGGGCUGAUCCUGAGCUUGUCCUCCUUGACCACUACUAUCAGGAACUGGACCGCAUCCCUCUGUCAGACAUGACCCGAGUGGAGAUCAACACCCUGCUGGCUGAGCUAGGCUUCUACAAGAAGGCCCAGGAGGAAGACGAGGUGCCCGAGGAGUUCCGCUUCUCCCCCGCCAAAGGCAGCCCCUUCCCCGAGGACCAGGCCCCUCCGAACGAGGCACCAGCCGACGCUCAGCACCCCGACUUAUAAUCACCUCGGACGCAGUGACCGUGCGACAUUCCACACAUCCAGGCCACACAUCAGCUCCUACCCCUAGACCACUCGCCUUCAUCAGCAGCAUAAUCUGCCUCAGCCGUCCACAGUGCAUAUACUUCCCAACGUUACUGCUCUUCAUUUGGGAUGUGCAUGAUUCAUUUGUGUGUUCUCUCCUCUGUGAGUGUGUGAGAUUGUAGAGGGGUGUGUAAUGUCGACACGCAGAAUGUGUGUGUGCGUGUUAGAUGUAUGGCAAUACUCUUCCUGGGCUGGUGUGUAGCUACAGUCCCUCCUAUUCAAGACCUUAAUGAUGCCUCAAGCACAAAAUCUCCGGAUUGGCUUGAGGCUGAUGAUACUUGUCUUGGUAGGGGGGGGGUUAGCUUCACUUAAAGCUGGGAAAGUCUGUCAAUCAAAAAGUGGUUAACAUUGUGAAGAACUGUUUUUAUCAAAGAUGUGAAUAAAAACCACAACCAGUCA
Molecule: messenger RNA, 1079 nt
Organism: Alosa sapidissima (American shad)
Lineage: Eukaryota; Metazoa; Chordata; Actinopteri; Clupeiformes; Clupeidae
Gene: selenom
Product: selenoprotein M
Exons: 5
Cellular component (GO): endoplasmic reticulum lumen
Molecular function (GO): oxidoreductase activity
Source: RefSeq, a predicted model, not a curated record